This is a messenger RNA of Corapipo altera (White-ruffed manakin), 5973 nucleotides long. RefSeq names its product RHO family interacting cell polarization regulator 1 (gene RIPOR1). The transcript has 24 exons. NCBI's taxonomy places the organism in Eukaryota, Metazoa, Chordata, Aves, Passeriformes, Pipridae. Bases 2713 to 5841 code for a protein of 1042 amino acids. The record is from RefSeq and is a predicted model, not a curated record.
GAGCUGGUACUCCACUGCCCCAUCCCUGGUGUGGGGCUAAUGCCAGCCCUGCCUGGCAGUGUGUUCCCCGGACCCAGGCUGACUUGGAACACACUGUGUUCCAAGCCCAUGCUGUGCUUUCCAAGGCUGGAGACAGCACUGCCAGCAGCAUUGUGGGGAGCUGCUGUAUGGAUGCUCCCUGGCAGGGAGACACUGGCCUCAGCUUCAUCCUCAGGGGAGCUCUGAACCACCUGGGCUCUUCCACCUGAUCCAGCCACCUGAUUUCCCAUGCAAAUGCUCACUUGUCUUUACUCUUUCCCAGCUCACAUCUGUGGCCAGAGGAGUCAGUGCCCACUUGGGCACCUCCCUAUCAGUGCUGUGAUGGCAGCAGGAGGAGGGAAAUCCCUUGGGAGGAAUGGCUGAGGGACGGGAGCAUGGGUGAAGGGCCUGAUCCUGCCUCUGUAUGGCUGUGCUCAGCCCAGUGCUGGCUCAGAGACAUGGCCAAGCCUCCCCCGAGUGCCCUCCCUGCCCCUUGGCAGAGAUUCUCCUGCCCCAGUUACUCCACACAAGCCAGCUGGAGCCCAGCCAGUCACCACGGGCUGGCUCCAUGCCCGUCUCUCUCCAUGUUUCCCCCUUCUGUCCCAUGCCACGUGCUGGAUCCUGGGAGAUGAGCUAUGCCAGGGACCCCACCGUGGUUUGCUGACAGCUCGUAGUUGUCCCCCCCCUCCAUGAUCAUUGCCAGCCCCAUGAGACAGAUGUAACUGCUCCCUUGGGAACAUGGGGAGAAGCAGGACUGCUGAAGGCUGGGACAAGCUCCAUCAGCUUGGCUGAGGGUCUGCAGAGCAGGUGACACAGGAUGGUUGCCCACCUGCUGUGGCAGUGGGGUUUUAGCUGAGCUCAGGGGGCUGGUAGAUCCGUGUCUCUCCAGUGAGAGGCCAGAUGGGCAGGUCUCCCUGCUCCAGUGCUUGCCAAGUGGUGUCGGCUUUUCCUCUGCACGAGCUCUGCGUGUUUGUGCUCAUGGUUAUCUCCCCAUUUCCUCCCCUGUCGGAUGUUUCCUGCCCCUCUCCCUCCCUUUUGCUGGCUUUGCCCUUUGUGUCAGGCUUAUUUCCUGGCUCUGGGCAGUGUCAGACCUCAGUGUUCCCCCUUCCCACCAUGAUGGCAACACGCAGCCCUGUGUCCUUUCACUGGGUGCAGCACAGUGCCCCAGGGGACACUUGUAAUGCUGGCUCCACCAGCUAGCCAUUCCUUGGGAGCACAGGCAAGCUUGGACAGAGUAAGGGUCAUUUAGGAUCUAUCUGCUUUUAGCAGCUGGUCCAUCUCUAUUCUGCAGCUGCAGCACAGGUGCCAACUGGACCAGUCUGCUGCCACAGGGGACUGUUUGGUCCAGAAGUAGGGGAAGCUGAACAACCCCUGGGGACCCUUCCUGGGGCUGCACAAGGACACGGGAACACGUCUGGGGACUUCCAGGGAACAUGGGUGGGGAGGAUUUGUCACCCAAAGCAGCUCAGAUGGACUCCACCAGCCCCUCAGGAGCCAUAGUAGCAUCUGGGGGCAAACAUCUCUGCUCUGGGGAGCCCAGCAGCUCUCCAGGCUCCAGGGAUUGACCUCGGUGGGAAAGGCCCGUAAUUCCCAGGGUCUUCCACCAGCUGCCUUCUUCCAGACUACUGUCCACUGGCAAAGACUUACUGCACCAGGAAUUGGAGUCAGGCAGGUGCAUGGUUUGGGACAGGAGCAGUGAGGACGUGGAGAGUCCUAACCUGACUUGCCAAGGUCAGGGCAAGACCCACUUUGCAAGGGACCCUCCCAUGCCCAAGUGGGGCAAACGGCAGUGGGCAGAGCCCCUGUGAAAGGCAAAGCCUGCUACAGGAGGAGAGGGUCGAAAAAAGGAAACAGGGAACGGAAAAGGGCUGCUCCUGUGACAGCAGUGCAGCUGUGGAGGUGGAGCAGCAGGCAGAAGGCAGGUCACAAACAGCCAGCACACGAGGAAGUGCUGGGACACCACCCAGCGUGGCCAGGGCGGGCGGCCACAGCAGCUCCAGGUGCAGCAGAUCUUCACUGGCCAGGGAGGGACCAGGAGCAGAGGCAACCAGAACUGCAGGGACCUCCACCAGGACCUGGAGAUCCCUUUGGCAGGAGUCAUCUUCCAGCCAAAACUUCCUUCUGCCAAGUUGGUCAGAUCCUGCUUCCUCUGGAAGUCCCCCCUGCUCUGCUGGGGGAAGGCACCAUGGAGGCAGCAGCUUUACCAGCUUUGCACAGACUUAACCCAAGCACCUGAUAAAGGGUUUGGAGAAAAUCCCUCUUGAGGAAGAAAACUUAACCGUCUUCGUUUGACGAGCUGGGGUUUAACUGAACCCUGGGAUCUCCAGAGGUGCUACCUGCCACUCCUUGAGGAAGUGGAUAUCAGACAGACAUCUCAGCAGCCUCUUCCAGACUGUCAUCUUCUCACACAGCUGAACUCUGCCAAACUGCCCCCCACUUCUCUCUGGGCAGGGAGGGGACCUCAGCGUGCCAUCAGCACAGGCUGGAAUGUGCCCUCCCUGGUGACAACCACCAAGGGACACCUUUCCCGAGCAUCAGUGUCCAUGCAGGAGCAGAGGGCUGGCGGGAGCACCGUGCUGUCUCGUCCUUGCGUGGAGGAUGUCUCACUGGGGCUGCAGAGGCAUCAGUCCCAUUUAAAACUGGGUCGACUCAACAGGAUCUAGGACAGGGAGGCCCUCCAGGUCACACUCAACGAUGUCACUGUCUGUGCGCCCGCAGCGCAGAGUCCUCGUCACCAAGAUCAAUAGGAGCCAGUCCUUUGCCGGAGUGAACUCAUCGGCCGACCGGCCCUUCAGGAACCUCUCGCCCUUCACCCCCACUGUUUCCCGCAAGACUGGCUCCAGGGUCAGUAGGAUGUUCUCAAUGUCCCACAAAUCCCCACCACCCAAGGUGCCUCAGCCCAACCGCCUGGACGAGGUGUAUGAAGCUCUCAAGAAAGGCCUGACAGCCUACCUUGAGGUGCACCAGCUGGAACUGGAGAAGCUCAGCACCCAGAUCCGUGAGUCCAAGAGGAAUUCACGCCUGGGCUUUCUCUACGAUCUGGAUAAGCAAGUCAAGUCCAUUGAGCGCUUCCUGCGUCGCCUGGAGUUUCAUGCCAGCAAGAUAGAUGAGCUGUAUGAGGCUUAUUGCAUCCAGCGGCGGCUCCGGGAUGGAGCCCACAACAUGGUCAAGGCUUACAGCACGGGCUCGCCAGGCAGCCGGGAGGCACGGGAGAGCCUGGCCGAGGCCAGCAAGGGCUACAAGGAGUACACAGAGAACAUGUGUCUAUUGGAGAAUGAUCUGGAGAGCCAGCUGGGCGAGUUCCAUGUCCGGAUGAAAGGACUGGCAGGCUUUGCCCGGCUUUGUGCUGGUGACCAGUAUGAGAUCUUCAUGAAGUAUGGACGGCAGCGUUGGAAGCUGCGGGGGCGCAUCGAGGUGAACAGCAAGCAGGUGUGGGACAGCGAGGAAAUGGUUUUCUUGCCCCUCAUCACCGAGUUCCUCUCCAUCAAGGUGACAGAGCUAAAGAGCCUGGCCAACCAUGUGGUGGUGGGCAAUGUAUCCUGCGAGACCAAGGACCUCUUUGCGGCUCUGCCCCAGGUAGUGGCUGUGGAUAUCAAUGACCUGGGCACCCUCAAACUCAGCCUGGAGGUGACCUGGAACCCCUUUGACAAGGAUGACCAGCCCUCAGCAGCCAGCACCGUCAACAAGGCGCCCACAGUGAACAAGAGAUUCUCCACCUACAACCAGAGUCCGCCUGACACGCCGUCCCUUCGGGAACAGGCGUUCUAUAACAUGCUGCGGCGCCAGGAGGAGCUGGAGAACGGCACAGCCUGGUCCAUCUCCUCCGAGUCCUCGGACGACUCCUCCAGCCCCCAGCUGUCCGGCAGCGCCCGCCAUGCCGCCCACAAGCCCAUCGUGCAGCCCGAGGUGCAGGCCUCCGCCCCAGCCAUCGAGAUCUCCUUCUCCCAGCAACCAGAAGAGGCCGAGACUGGCCUUGGGACCAGUGGCAGCAGCGUCUCCCCUUCCGGGAGCCAGCCAGAGGAGUCGGGCAGCCGUAAGAAGGAUACAGUGGCCAACGGGCACAUGCCCUACUCCCGGACUCUGAGCCACAUCAGCGAGGCCAGCGUGGACGCCACAAUGGAGGCCAAGGCUGUGGAGAGCCCCUGGGAGCCCAUGCCCAGCCCAGAGGACACAGGGAUGGGCGAGCAAGAUGCAGACUCUCUCCCUGGCGCCGCGGUGGCAGCAGCUGUGGCAGGGCAGGACAGGGACGCUGAGGCCAAGCCCCGAGCCUCUGCGGCGUGGGCCACCUCCUGUGAGGUGGAGGCUGGCAGAGCCGAGCCAGUGCAGAGCCAGGCGCCAGCACAGGGUGGCUGUGACACCGAGGUCCCCGCAGCGCUGGCACAAGCCUCUGUGGAGGAGAGGCCUGUCCCCACCCCACCGCUGCCUGCCAGUGCCCCCGAGGUGCCACAGGGGAAGGUGGUGGAUUCAGGGCUGGAGGAGGCAAUCAGCCUUCUGGGCUCAGCCCUGGAGGACUAUCGGGGGCAGUUCCCAGAGCUGCAGCCCCUUGAACGGGAGCUCAAGCGUCUGGAGGAGAUGCUGCUGCAGAAGCAGGGUGUCUUCCUCAGCCGGGCUUCCAGCAUCAGCCUGACAGUGGAGCACGCGCUGGAGAGCUUCAGCUUUCUCAACACCUCUGACAUGGAGGAUUCAGAGGGCUCUGAGGAGGAGCCUCUCCAAGAUGAGAGGAAGGCUGGCAGACCCCUGCGCAGCACCCGGGCCCCCAGCACCGGCGAGAUGGGGGCAGAUGACACUGGAAUGUGCAGCGGCUCUGAGGCCAGCACCGACCCCAUGAGCACCGGCAACGAGUUCCUGGAUAAGGCUCUGGUGCUUCACCUCAACAACUGCAACUGCCUGCUGCUGAAGCUGGGCACCUUCGGUCCCCUGCGGUGCCAGGAGAUGUAUGCCCUGGACAGGCUGCUGCGGGAGUCGCAGGUGCUGGAGAUCGUGUGCCAGCUGACGGAGGAGCGUGCGGGAGCAGCCAGCUCGGCCGCUGAUGUGGUGCAGUUCUCGACGCGGAAGGAGGGCGUGCUGCCUCUCUGGGACCUUUGUGUAGAAGUGCCCAACGUCUACACCUGCUCCGUGGAGCGGUUCCUGCAGGUGCUCAGUGCCCAGUAUGCAGCGGCCAUCAGUGAGCAGCACCCUGGUUUGGCUGAUGCUGUGUGUGUGAAACUGGUGGAGGACGUGCUGAACCGGCGGCUGCCCCGGCGGCCUGGGAGUGCCCAGAGCGAGCAGGUCACCAUCUUCCAGUACUGGAGCCACUUCGAGUCGCUCGGCACCCUGGUGCUUGACACCUACAUGAUGGAGCUGGCAGAGGAAGCACUGCUGGCACAGAACCUCAACUCGGACGACCAGGACGUGGUGCUGCGUGCCCUGAAGCGUGUGCCCGAGGCCCGUCUGAAGAAGGAGGGACUGAAGGCGCUGAGCCUGCUCCUCGUGGAGGGCAACAGCAAGGUGGUGAGCGCCGUGUCAGCCCAGCUCCGCAGCCUGGCAGAAAACCCCCGCUUCCGCCAACGGGCCCUUGUGUGCUUCCUGGAGCAGCUGGAGGAUGAGGAGGUGCAGACGCGCGUGGCGGGGUGUGCGGCACUGGGCUGCCUGAAGGCCAAGGAGAGUAUUGAGCAGCUGGUUUACCUGUGCCAAACCGACAAAGAGCCCGUGCGGGAGGCAGCCAAGCAGAGCCUGAUGCUGUGUGGGGAAGAUGGUAAAUCAGCUCACCGGCGGCUGGAGGAGACCCUGGACAGCCUCCCACGGAUCUUUGCACCAGCCAGCAUGGCCAGUACAGCUUUCUGAGACCCACGCACGCCCACCUGCCAUCCCUGAGGGCACAGGCACCGCCGGGCCGCCCGGGCUUGCACGGACUGGGGACCCGGCAGCUCCCGCUCUCGGCACCACACCGCAGUAUUACCCCCGCCGGCAGCUCGC